AUGUCUCCAGUUGGAAAGCCACACCCAAAGGAUAAAUUCACACCAUCCGAAGAUGAGAAGCUUAAGCUUCUUGUUAAAGUUCUUGGUGUUUCAAAUUGGAAGAAAGUUAGUGAGUACAUGGUUACAAGAAAUGCUCGUCAAUGCAGAGAUCGUUAUAAAAACUACCUUGCUCCACAUCUUAAUAGCAGCCCAUGGUGCAAGGAAGAUGACGAGAAGUUAUUAAAUCUCGUUGAACAACAUGGCAGAAAGUGGUCCUUAAUCGCUAAGGAGUUCACAGGCCGUACAGAUAUUAAUAUUAAGAGUCGUUAUGCUCUCUUAAUGAGACAAGAAGAAAGGGACAGACAUAAACACGAGUCUGAACCAGAGUUCGUUCAUGAGAUUGAAGCACAACCACUCUAUUCUCAGAAUAUUAUCGAAGACUUCACCCAACCACCAAUGAUGGAUGAUGGUCUCAUCAAUUUUGAUUACGGAGAUAUUCAACAGUUUGAUUUUGAUCUCUGA
Molecule: messenger RNA, 501 nt
Organism: Trichomonas vaginalis G3
Lineage: Eukaryota; Parabasalia; Trichomonadida; Trichomonadidae
Product: RNA polymerase II transcription regulator recruiting protein
Exons: 1
Coding region: 1-501 (166 amino acids)
Source: RefSeq, a predicted model, not a curated record